CGCAGGUCAGAAAGUUCAACGAAAAGCAAUAAUAUUGAUAAGAAGUUAGUUUUAGCAACAACAUUUCGAUGAAAAACAUUAGAGCCGGCUGUUAAACGUCGUGCACAUGUUAAUAUUUUGUUCACUUUAAUUUGAGACGUGCUCUGAAGCUCAAGGCAGCGUUGACAAGCUGACAAUAAAUAUUUCAACUCUAACAAAUUGCAACGGAAAAUGGUUUUCAUAACAAAGUUGGCACGUGUGGGUGUGCAGGCUGCCCGUCAGCUACGCGCUACUCCUUUAACGACGCAGUGGCGUAGUAUCCAUGUCAGCUGCAUCCUAGAAGAGCGCCGUUAUACUGACAAGCACGAAUGGGUGGAACUUUUGGACGCCAACAAGGCCAUUGUGGGUAUUUCAAGCUACGCACAGGAAGCGCUUGGCGAUGUAGUGUUUGCUCAGUUGCCCGAGCCUGGCACAGAGUUGAAGCAGGAUGAUGAGUGCGGCGCUUUGGAGAGCGUCAAGGCAGCCAGCGAGGUCUAUUCACCCGUAUCCGGCAAGGUAACAGAGAAGAAUGCGAUGGUAGAGGAUACGCCAGCGCUAGUCAACAGCAGCUGCUAUGAAAAAGGCUGGCUUUUCAAGGUGGAUCUUAACAAGCCCGAUGAAUACCAAAAACUCAUGACUGAAGAGCAAUACAAGACUUUCCUAAGCAGCAGCUCUGACCAUUAGAGGCUAAUGGAAAACACCAAACUCAAUCUACACCGUUGCCCGUUGUUAUCUCAUGGAAACACAAACAUCCUCACACAUACACACUUACAAACAAACAAACUCAUCUACAUAUCUAUACCAAACUACGUUGUUGUCGCAUUUGGACUUGUCGCUACGCUUUAAGAAUAAACUGUAAAGCCAAACACUACACUUAAAACAAAAA
Molecule: messenger RNA, 904 nt
Organism: Drosophila busckii
Lineage: Eukaryota; Metazoa; Arthropoda; Insecta; Diptera; Drosophilidae
Gene: ppl
Product: glycine cleavage system H protein, mitochondrial
Exons: 3
Coding region: 211-702 (163 amino acids)
Biological process (GO): protein lipoylation; glycine decarboxylation via glycine cleavage system
Cellular component (GO): glycine cleavage complex; mitochondrion; cytoplasm
Source: RefSeq, a predicted model, not a curated record